CUUUCGUUCGCUUCGUCCAUGGUGAAUAAGUGUUUAUGAUAUUGUACAAAACUUGAAAAUUAUUAUGUGUAAAUUGAUAAAUAGUGGAUUUUAGUGCUUUUCUUUAGUUUACUUUAGGUAUUUCUUACUUUUUGCAUUUUUACUGUAACAAAUAAAGUGCUAAAUGAUUAGUUGAAAAAAUGUUAUUGUGUGCUAAGUUUUAUAAUGGCGGCCCGUCGCGUCCCCCGCGCCUCCAUUUCGUUGACAGUCAGAUAUGACAAUGCCGAGACGUAGAAAUGUUAAAGUUGUUAUGUUUUUGUAAAUAACCUAAAGUUGGGCAGAUAUAUUAAAAUAGAAUAGUCUUAAAUAUGAAUACAGAACAUCACAGUAUCAAUACGGGUGGUGGCCAACCUCCUGGUAACUCAGAGUCUCAAAAUCAACGAGUUUCAUCUUCUCAGCAACAACAAUCAAACAAUAAUCUGCCUCCCACUACUUCUGCUACCGACCUACGAGUUAAUUCGGCAGCUGUUAACGUUGCUUUGUCCAGUGUCGCUAAGUAUUGGGUGUUUACAAAUCUUUUUCCCGGGCCAAUACCUCAAGUUUCCGUGUAUGGACUCCCACCUAAUGCAAGACUUGAAAAUGGAAAACCUGUGCAGGAACUAGGCCAAGCCCACACAGGACUUCUGAAUGGUGAUCCUAACCUUAUACUCGGUCAGCACGGAGGGCAACCACUAUCGGUAUCAGGACCAAGUGGUCAACAAAUACCCGUCACUCAAAUUAUUGCAACACAGUUGCAAUCCGGACAGUCGCAUGAAUCAUUGGGGGCGCAUGGUCAGCAGCAAGAUCACAGCCAGCAGAACCCUGGCAACACAAGCCAAGGUUCGGUUAGCACGAGUCAGCCCUCGCACCAGCAGGUACCCAAUAACCGGGUCGACUUUAUACAACACCAUAACACUGAUAUGGGUCAUCAUUCCCAACAACAUUCAAUGCAACAACAACAGCUGAUGUCUACCAAUCGGGACCACACAAAUCAACAGAUACAGCUAACGGUGAGUGAAGAUGGCAUUGUGACUGUGGUGGAACCGGGCGGAGGCAAGGUUGUGGACAAAGAGGAGAUGCAUGACGCCAUCAAGAUGCCAACAGAUCAUACCCUGACUGUUCAUCAGCUGCAACAGAUUGUUGGACAUCAUCAGGUGAUAGACAGCGUUGUUCGUAUAGAACAAGCAACAGGCGAACCCGCUAAUAUACUUGUGACACAAAACCCUGAUGGGACCACAUCUAUAGAGACCAGCGCAUCUGAACAGCUUAUAGUGAAAGAUGAGAAAAAUGUUGCAAAAAUUGAAUCUUCACAAUUUGCAAUACCCACAGAUAUUAAGGACAUCAAGGGGCUUGACUUAAAGAAUGUGGGAACAAUGGGUAUGGAGGGAGCGGUUGUGAAAAUUUCAGCGGGCGCUUCAGAACACGACUUGCAUGCAAUGUAUAAAGUUAAUGUUGAGGACCUCUCUCAUCUGUUGGCUUACCAUGAAGUUUUUGGUAAACUCAAUCCCGAGGGGCAACCACAACCCAAGCCUAUAAAUGAAGUGGAUGAAGCGGGAACAAGUGCUGCCAUUGCUGAAUCUGAUACUUCGCCCGGACACCACUCCUGUGAUAUCUGUGGGAAGAUAUUCCAGUUCCGCUACCAACUUAUUGUACACAGACGAUACCACGGCGAGAGCAAACCUUACACAUGUCAAGUUUGUGGCACCGCAUUCGCUAAUGCCAUGGAACUUUCCAGACACGGAAAAUGUCAUCUUGCCGGAGACCCCUCAGAGAGACAAACCAAACGGUUGACUCAAGACAAGCCAUAUGCCUGCACAACUUGCCACAAAGCGUUCUCACGUAAGGAGCACUUGGACAAUCAUGUCCGAAGCCACACUGGAGAAACGCCUUACAGAUGUCAGUUCUGCGCGAAGACGUUCACUCGCAAGGAGCACAUGGUGAACCACGUGCGCAAGCACACGGGCGAGACGCCGCACCGCUGCGACAUCUGCAAGAAGAGCUUCACGCGCAAGGAGCACUUCAUGAACCACGUCAUGUGGCACACAGGUGAAACGCCGCAUCAUUGUCACAUAUGUUUGAAGAAGUAUACUAGGAAGGAGCAUUUAGUGAACCAUAUGCGAUCUCACACGAACGACACACCGUUCCGAUGUGAGUUGUGUGGCAAGUCCUUCACCAGAAAGGAACACUACACCAAUCACAUUCUCUGGCAUACUGGGGAAACACCGCAUCGUUGCGACUUCUGUUCGAAAACGUUCACCCGCAAGGAGCACCUGUUGAACCACGUGAGGCAACACACGGGCGAGUCGCCGCACCGCUGCAGUUUCUGCGCCAAGUCCUUCACACGCCGCGAACACCUCGUCAACCACGUGCGACAGCACACUGGCGAGACGCCAUUCCAGUGCGGGUACUGCCCUAAGGCGUUCACCAGGAAAGAUCAUUUAGUGAACCACGUGCGUCAGCACACCGGGGAGUCCCCGCACAAGUGCUCCUACUGCACGAAGACGUUCACUCGCAAGGAGCAUCUCACCAACCACGUGCGGCAACACACGGGCGAGUCGCCGCACCGUUGCACCUACUGCGCCAAGUCCUUCACGCGCAAGGAGCACCUCGCCAACCACACCAGACAGCAUACGGGCGAAACUCCUCACAAGUGCACGUACUGCACGCGGUCGUUCGCGCGCAAGGAGCACCUCACGAACCACGUGCGCCAGCACACCGGCGACAUGCCGCAUCCCUGCUCCUACUGCAACAAGCGGUUCACGCGCAAGGAGCACCUCGUCAACCACGUGCGACUGCAUACGGGCGAGACUCCGUUCAAGUGCACGUAUUGCACGAAGGAGUUCUCCCGCAAGGAGCACCUCACCAACCACGUGCACCAGCACACCGGGGAGACGCCGCACAAGUGCCCCUUCUGCACCAAGACCUACUCCCGCAAGGAGCAUUUGACCAACCACGUCAGAAUCCACACGGGCGAGUCGCCGCACCGCUGCGAGUACUGCGACAAGACGUUCACGCGCAAGGAGCAUCUCAUCAACCACCUGAAGCAGCACACGGGCGACACGCCACACGCCUGCAAGGUCUGCUCCAAGCCCUUCACCAGGAAGGAGCACCUCAUGACGCAUAUGAGAGCACACAACUGCGGCGAGAGACCAUACUCGUGCGGAGAGUGCGGCAAGUCGUUCCCGUUGAAAGGCAAUCUGCUGUUCCACGAGCGGUCGCAUCAGAAGGGCGGCGGAAACAGACCCUUCAGAUGCGAUAUUUGCUCCAAGGACUUCAUUUGUAAAGGUCACUUGGUGUCACACCAGCGCACGCACCAGACGGCGGGUGAGGCUGCGGCCGGUGAGCAGCAGCCCGCCGCGCCCGUCGCCCCCGACGCAGCCAAGGACGCCGCGGACCGUGCUGACCGCAAACACGACGUCAGAGCAACAACUAACGAAAACAGACCGACAGAAGAAGAGGUCGCCCAGAGUCAGCAAAAUAAUGCUGUUAUGCAAAUUACUAGCCAGGUCCGAGGCGGUACGAGCAGCGCGACCAGUGUGGCGACGUUUACGCACACGUCUAGCGCGCAGCACCACGCCGGCGGUGUCGCGCACCAUCCCGUCACCGUCAACUACUAGCGACCGCACUCGCAGCACGCGCGCCUCGCUCGCUGCGGUACGUGACACCACUUCAAUCAUGCGCGCCUGGUACCUGCCGCACACUGCACUAUGUGAUAACCAGAUUCAUGCGCGCCUGGUACUUGGCGCACGCAGCAGUAUGCAACCAGUGUACAUUCAUGCGCGCCUUGUACCUGGCGCAGGUUGCAGUAUGUAACCAGUCCCCUUAGAGAAAGUAACAUUCGAUUAUCGCCAUCGCUGAUCGAAAAGUCAAAAAUGUAUGGAACUGAUAAUAACAAUUGAUAAGUCACGUGCUUGUCACAUAUUCAUUCCUAUACGUUUUGACACAUUUUGUCGAUUUUACAAGCAACAUCGCUAAUCGAAGUCACUUUGUCUAGGGGGGCUGAUUACAAUCAUGCGUGCCUGGUACCUGUCGAACGCAGUGGUACGUGACAACCAGUUUACAUUUACGUGAGCCUGGUACUGUGGAAUGGGACUAUGUGAAAAAUUACUUGUUUAUUUUAUAUCCUGUGUGCUACACAGGACUAUGUGAGAACCGGCUACAUAAAUAGCAAUGUUAAGUCUACAAUAAUGCCAUGUACAUAGUGUUUUGUUGUGUUUGAUACUAAACACUUUUAUCUCCUGUACACUCAAGUGCGCCUACUAUCCGUUGCUAUGCGACGCAAAAAUACAAAAACAAAAGCAGAGUAUAGUUCCCCUAUGCAAAACAAUACAAGAAAACCUUUAAAAACCCCUGACAAUCAAUCCCCUUUGCAGAAUUUAACUGCUAUUGAUCAUAUAUAAGAUGUUUUCGUUGGGCUAUCCAUUAAACGAAUUUUAAAAAUGUUCUUUUCAUUUUGGUUUAUUUUGUCAUUUUUAAAUAGGCAUUGUAUGAUAAUUUGACCAAACUUUUAAUGUGUUGACAUAAUUGUUUACUACUAAGUUAAAAAUGCCAGUUAAUAACGAUUCUUUAACAUAUUUGAUAAUAUUUAAAGUACUGUAUGAAAUGUAACACCAUAUAUUUGAGAGAGAUUGAAAUAUUGUAAAGUAUUUUACAUAUAAUACUUGGAGAAGGCGGUGAAAUAUACAGAAGUAUAUGGAAGUAAAAUAAGAGGUUAAAAGGGAUGAUAGAUUUUGUGUUAUAAAUUAGUAAAUAUUGUGAUUUUAUAAUUGACGUUUCUCAACGCUUGCGUCGAUCUUGUAAUGUCUGUUUUAUUAUGUAAAAUUUGUUGUAAAAAGUUCAAAUAGUUUUGCUUUUUAUUAUGUUAUUGUAGAAAGUGUAUAGGUGAUUGGAGUGUUUUUGUGAAUUUAUGUUGGUUAUAAUUGAGAAAUCGUGAUUUGAUGAAAGAUAGAUGUAAAAUGACAAAUUCAUUUUUGUAUAGAAAAGUACUAGGUACACAUUGGAAAUUUUGUAUUCAGAUACUUUCUGAACUGUCCAUCUCAUGAGGAUAAGUUUAUUAAAAUUGUCACCUGUCAAAAAAAUUACAUUCCUACCGGCAAUUUUUAUCUCGUAUUUUUUAUAUGAAUUUUAAUUCGACAAUGUUAACGGAAAUUUGAAGAAUCAUUUGGAUUUUUAUUAGUAAAUGUGUUUUAACUUAUUUUAACAUAAUAUGCAUUUGAACUAAAUCUAGUAACUAACUGGUCGACUAGGUUUGCUAGUAACUUAAGAUAAUAGACAUUUUAAUAAAACAACUGUGAUCACGUUUAAUAAGAAAUAGGUCGGAUUGUACGAAAGAUUAAUUAAUCACAUUUCCUGCAUAACAAUAUUUUUUUUUUACGUCUUAAACAUUAAUCAAUGCAGGCAAUCACAGACCUGUUUAUUUAAUUUUUACGCGUCUCAUUUAAAUUGGGGACCAUCAGAAAUGAAAAUGAAUAACUAUGAAGUUAUCAUUUUGUAAGUAUGUUUUAAAUAUGUAAUGUUUUCAUGUAUCUUUUGUUAGUAUUUGCCAUUAUUGCCCAGUACAAGGUUUAAAAAUUUCUGUUCUAUGGCCAAUCACUGUUUUACUAGCUUUUAAAUAUUUUCUAAGUUUGAAGAAAAAUUAAUUAGAUGUUUUUUCACUAAUCAUGUGUACUUUGCUGAUGUCAACUGUGUUUGGAACUGAUUAGGUUAUAACCAUAGAGAUUCAAUACUUGUUAUAGAGUGGACAUCUGAAACUGCAGUCAAACAAGGAUGUUUAGCCAGGUCAGAUUCAAUUAAGCCCACUUGGUCCGAUAACCCUUAAUAAAAUAUUGGACAUUUAUUUCCCACUUAACAUUCUUAUUUCUUUAUUGGUAACUAAUCAGUUCCAACCUCAAGGAAUCUACUUCUUUCUCAAAUCUCAAAACACUUGUUUGAUUAAGUUAAACUUAUUGGUCUAUAUUAGUAGUCUAUGGUUUUGUUUUGUAAUGUCCCGUCUAUGAUAAAGUAAAUCUCUGGUUAUAAUAAUGUGUUGUAUAGAUGUGGGAAUGGAUAUUUGUUAAGUUAGGCGACCCGGUUAGCGGAGUGGUGUUGUAAUCACUUCACAUGUAAUUGUUACACAGCUUGUAAACAUUAUCAUAGUAUGUACCUAAUCUGUAUAUAAAUAGUAAUAAUUUAGUUAUAAAGGUAGGGAAUUUAAGACUAAUAGGUAUAUUAUAUCAAUAUAUAAAACUUAAAAUUUAACUAUGUUAUAACUAAAAGAGAGGUAUUAAACGAUUUUGAAUCGUCUGAUAUUUUUAAGUUUUUGUGAGGUUUGGUGGGAGUAUUUUGUAUCACAAGGCAUAUUUGGUAAUGUCAACCUUAAUGGUGCCACGCUAAUUUAUAUUUUAUAGAGAAAUCUUAAAGCAUAGAUACAAUAAUGUAAAAUAAAAACUUAACUUAUGUUCAGUACUUUGAUAUGAAUGAGAUUAAAAUUUGAAAGCAA
Papilio polytes (common Mormon) is the source of this 6496-nucleotide messenger RNA. RefSeq names its product zinc finger protein 271-like. Bases 348 to 3635 code for a protein of 1095 amino acids. Gene Ontology annotation, molecular function: DNA-binding transcription factor activity; RNA polymerase II cis-regulatory region sequence-specific DNA binding. NCBI's taxonomy places the organism in Eukaryota, Metazoa, Arthropoda, Insecta, Lepidoptera, Papilionidae. Gene Ontology annotation, biological process: regulation of transcription by RNA polymerase II. The record is from RefSeq and is a predicted model, not a curated record. The transcript is spliced from 22 exons.